UUGGAAAAAAUUGAAGUGAACAAGUAUCAGGAUUUUAUUUUUUAAUCUGUUAAAAGAGGUAAGAGCUUUGGGCUGGAGCUGGAGCUCUGUGAGUGUGGGAAGGAGCUCAGGAAAGCAUGGAUCACAUAGGAUCUCACCACCACAUCCAUCAGACCCAUGCAGAACCCAUCAGCUUUGGCAUUGACCAGAUCUUGAACAAUACAGACCAGGGCAGCUGUAUGAUCUCCAGACUCCAGGACUCAGACUAUGGAUUGGGAUGCAUUGUAAGCAGUGCCUACAACACCAUGACCGCUGGCAACUAUAACAACAACAGCACGGGGGGAUACAGUAACAAUGCCUGCAGCAUGGCAUCUUUGACUGGCUCCUACAAUAUGAAUGUGGGCAUGAACAUGAAUGGGAAUAACCUGAAUUCAGCUGGUGUGAUUAGGGUACCAGCUCAUAGACCUUUGGCUACAAGUGUCCACCAACCCAUGUCCACUGGCAUACCCACUGUACCCAGUGUAGGGAAUAUGGGCAACAUGAACAAUCUCACAGGAUUAACCUUCCCCUGGAUGGAGAGUAAUAGGAGGUACACCAAGGACAGAUUCACAGUGGCCCUCUCACCCUUCACUGUAACACGCCGUAUAGGUCACCCCUACCAGAACAGGACUCCCCCCAAAAAGAAGAAACCCCGGACCUCGUUCACCAGACUGCAGAUCUGUGAGCUGGAGAAGAGAUUUCACCGACAGAAAUACCUGGCCUCAGCCGAGAGGGCAGCCCUGGCUAAGGCUCUCAAAAUGACAGAUGCCCAGGUCAAAACCUGGUUCCAGAACAGGAGGACGAAAUGGAGAAGACAGACAGCGGAGGAGAGAGAGGCAGAGAGACAGCAAGCAAACAGAAUCCUAAUGCAACUUCAGCAGGAAGCCUUCCAGAAAUCUAUAAACCAGCCCCUGCAGCCAGACCCCAUCUGUAUCCACAACUCCUCUCUGUUUGCCCUGCAGAACCUCCAGCCUUGGUCAGAUGACACUUCCAAAAUCACCAGCGUCACAUCUGUAGCCUCUGCAUGUGAAUAACCACAAUUAUUACA
Messenger RNA from Pelobates fuscus (common spadefoot toad), 1066 nucleotides. RefSeq names its product T cell leukemia homeobox 1 (gene TLX1). The transcript is spliced from 3 exons. Gene Ontology annotation, biological process: animal organ development; regulation of transcription by RNA polymerase II. The coding region runs from base 117 to 1052 and encodes 311 amino acids. Gene Ontology annotation, molecular function: DNA-binding transcription factor activity, RNA polymerase II-specific; RNA polymerase II cis-regulatory region sequence-specific DNA binding. The record is from RefSeq and is a predicted model, not a curated record. NCBI's taxonomy places the organism in Eukaryota, Metazoa, Chordata, Amphibia, Anura, Pelobatidae. Gene Ontology annotation, cellular component: nucleus.